Messenger RNA from Eupeodes corollae, 2266 nucleotides. RefSeq names its product glucose dehydrogenase [FAD, quinone]. The transcript is spliced from 2 exons. Gene Ontology annotation, molecular function: flavin adenine dinucleotide binding; oxidoreductase activity, acting on CH-OH group of donors. Lineage: Eukaryota; Metazoa; Arthropoda; Insecta; Diptera; Syrphidae. The coding region runs from base 137 to 1972 and encodes 611 amino acids. The record is from RefSeq and is a predicted model, not a curated record.
GAAGACGAAAAAGCUAGAGAACACUUCCAAGGAGCCAGGCCGGGCAUUCGCAAUUACACACCGAAAAUUCUAGCCGAAAAAAAGAGCCGCUCGCAGCAAAACAAAGAGGAAGCUUGGAUUUGACAAUUACUGAAAAAUGGCAUUUGGUACAAUGACCUCGCUGCUGGGGAUGAUACCGAUUCUGGCUCUUGGUAUCAAUUACUAUCGCUACCAAAAUCUCGAUCCAGAAACCAAAAUCUCGGAGACCGAAAACAUAAGGCGCCAAUACGAUUUUAUUGUUAUUGGAGGAGGAUCAGCUGGUGCCGUGGUCGCAAAUCGUCUAUCGGAAAUAAGAAACUGGACAGUCCUGUUGAUCGAAGCAGGAGGUGAUGAGACUGAGAUCUCUGAUGUUCCCGCUUUGGCGGGUUAUCUUCAGCUAUCCGAUCUCGAUUGGAGAUAUCAAACAACACCCUCUGAUAAUGGACAAUACUGCCAGGCCAUGAAGGGUGAUCGAUGUUUCUGGCCUAGGGGUAAGGUUCUGGGAGGAUCAAGUGUUCUCAACGCGAUGGUUUAUGUGAGAGGCAGCAAAAAUGACUACAACCACUGGGAAUCGCUUGGCAAUCCUGGUUGGGGAUACGAGGAUGUCUUGACGUACUUCAUGAAGUCAGAAGAUGUCCGAAAUCCUUAUCUCGCCAAAACGCCCUACCACCAAACUGGAGGCUAUCUCACAGUGCAGGAAGCUCCCUGGCGGACACCGCUUUCGAUUGCAUUUCUCCAAGCCGGCAUGGAAAUGGGUUACGAUGUGAGGGACAUUAAUGGAGAGAAACAAACGGGUUUCAUGCUGACGCAGUCAACAAUUCGCCGAGGAUCACGAUGCAGCACGGCAAAGGCCUUCCUGCGGCCUGUGCGAACGCGGAAGAAUCUAGACAUUUUGCUCCACACUCAAGCUACAAAGAUACUCAUUAACAAGGAUAAACGAGCUGUCGGGGUUGAGUACAUUAGGAAAGGCCGGACUAACGUCGUAUUCGUCCGAAGAGAGAUCAUAUCGUCGGCAGGAGCCCUAAACUCUCCACAAUUGUUGAUGCUAUCGGGAAUAGGUCCGGCAGAGCACCUGGAGAAGUUUAAGAUCCCCGUGAUUUCAGACCUCCCAGUAGGUGAUAACCUUCAGGAUCAUGUCGGUCUUGGCGGGCUAACAUUCGUAGUGGACGCCCCCGUUACGGUGACCCGUAAUCGGUUUCAGAAUAUGCCCGUGUCUCUGGAAUAUAUUUUGCGAGAGAGGGGUCCAAUGACUUUCUCUGGUGUCGAGGGGGUGGCAUUUGUCAACACGAAAUUCCAAGACCCAGCAGUGGAUUGGCCUGAUGUGCAGUUUCACUUCGCUCCCAGUUCAAUUAAUUCCGACGGCGGAGACCAGAUUCGGAAAAUUCUAAACCUCCGCGAUGGAUUUUUCAACACUGUCUAUAAGCCGCUUGUUAAGGCCGAGACAUGGACCAUCCUGCCGCUCUUACUUCGCCCAAAAAGCACCGGCUGGGUUCGACUCAACAGUAAAAACCCCCUUCAACAGCCCAAGCUGGUGCCCAACUACUUCGCUCAUCAAGAAGACAUCGAUGUUCUGGUCGAAGGCAUCAAGAUCGCUGUCAAUGUCUCGGGCACUCAAGCCUUCCAGCGAUUCGGCUCACGACCUCAUCACAUUCCCCUUCCAGGCUGUAAGCAUUUCGAGUUUAUGUCUGAUGAAUAUUGGGCAUGUUGCAUCAAACAGUUCACAUUUACCAUAUAUCAUCCUGCGGGCACGUGUAAAAUGGGUCCUAGUUGGGAUAGAUCAGCAGUUGUUGAUCCUAGGCUGAGAGUGUACGGCGUUCAAGGGCUUCGAGUAGUCGAUGCGAGUAUUAUGCCGACAAUAAUCAAUGGAAAUCCCAAUGCACCGGUUAUAAUGAUCGGUGAAAAGGCAUCCGAUAUGAUUAAGGAAGAUUGGGGUAUUCGAUUGAAUGAAACAUAGCUGCAUUAGCUUUAGUUUGAUAGUGAAAAGAAAAGUUAAUAAAUGAUAAUACUCUCGGCUAGUCAAUGAAAUUAUUUGUAAAUAUUAUUUUUUAGUUUAAAAAUAAGUUUUGUUAAAUUAAGACUUUUUUUUCUUAAUUUUGUAUAUUUAUUUAAAGAAAAAAAAACACAAUCAAAAAUUAAAGACAAGAAGAUUUUUUACAGUAAGUGUUCUUUUGUGUGAAUUUGUAAAUAAUUAAUAUUGAAAAGACUAAAAUGUAUUUAUUAUUUUUUUUAAUUAAAGAAUUAAAAACUG